Messenger RNA from Dentiscutata heterogama, 501 nucleotides. Lineage: Eukaryota; Fungi; Glomeromycota; Glomeromycetes; Diversisporales; Gigasporaceae. The record is from the annotation of a GenBank genome assembly.
ACGGUCAAAAACAUCGAAAAUGACUUAAUUCUUGAGUUCUACGUCGAGGAAAAAGUCGGAGACCGCGAACCACCUAGCUUCUGGGUUGAAGCUAGGCAUAAUAUUAACAAUAAAUAUCUCUCCAAUAAAACAAACGCAAUAAACCAAAAUUCCCGUUCAACCACCGCAAUCCUUAUUGGUACCAUUACCUACAAAAUAUCUACAGGAAAGCAUGUAAUCAUCUUGGAAGACAUUUCCUUAAUCACCUCAAAUCGCAAUGAUUCAUCCGCCCAAUCAAUUACUCCGCCAUGGCUAUCCCAAUCAAGUAUCCCAGGCUAUGCAAGAGCGAAUCGUCAGCCACAGAGUGCCGCUCCGAAGACUCCAAAAAAAGGACGCAAUACCUUGUCUAAUAUGGAUCCAACAACCAACCCCAUUCCAAACAUGUCUACUCAACAAACACCUCAAACACCUCAAACUUCUCAAACUUCUCAAAAUCCUGGAGGCGAAGGCUCACAAAACUAA